GUGUUGCUGCGUAGCAAACUUUUACGCCCCACCUGUUUCCACCUGCGCUGCGUUAUCUCUUGUGCGACAGUUAAUUUGCGUAGGUCAUUUGUUUCGGGAGCAUGUUGCUUAAGUACUUGCGCUUCUCUGUUCACCACUAUGGCAUCUGCCGUGCGAAUUAUAGCUCAGCGACAAGACCAUCUGCAUUCGAUGGUGGCAAACAGUUUCCUCUCGAAGGAAUCCGAAUCCUUGAUCUGACGCGCAUCGUUGCCGGCCCGUACUGUACCAUGGUGCUGGGAGAUCUUGGCGCCGAGGUGUACAAGAUCGAGCGACCAUUUGAGGGUGAUGAAUCACGGAAAUGGGGUCCACCGUUCAUGCGCAAUUCGAAAGAUUCUGUGUACUUUAUGGCUGCGAAUCGCAACAAGAAGAGCGUAUGCGUGAAUUUGAAAACAGGUCGUGAGGUGAUCUACGAGCUUGCCAAGAAAUGCGAUGUGCUGGUGGAGAACUACGUACCCGGGAAGCUGGACGGGCUCGGGCUUGGUUACAAUGCGCUGAAAACAAUUGCCCCCUCGCUGGUGUACUGUUCGAUUACGGGCUUCGGAUCGGAGGGACCGUACAAAACCAAACCCGGAUACGAUGUCAUCGCUGCCUCGAUGGGUGGACUGCUUCACAUUACCGGAAAUGAGAAUGGACCACCAGCCAAAGUCGGUAUUGCUAUCACAGAUAUUGCAACGGGAUUGUAUGCGCACGGAGCAAUACUUGCGGCUCUUUUACAGCGAUACCGAACCGGACGGGGACAAAAGAUCGAUGUGAAUUUGUUUUCCACACAAGUCGCUUGCUUGAUUAAUGUUGCAAGCAAUUAUCUGAAUGCCGGAAAGGAAGCGAAACGCUGGGGUACGGCUCACGAAAGUAUUGUUCCGUAUGAGGCAUUUAAAACGAGCACGGGCUAUAUUACGCUCGGAUGUGGCAGUGAUGCCCAGUUUGUAUCACUCUGCCGUUUGCUGGGAAUGGAUGAGUUACUUCAGGACGAACGAUUUGCUAACAAUCAAACGCGUGUUAAACAUCGGAACGAGUUGAUUGCUAUACUAUCGGACAUCCUGCAGCGCAAAUCUUCCUCGGAAUGGAUGGAAAUUUUCGCAAACGCUUCGUUUCCUGUCGGUCCGAUUAACAGUAUGAAGGAAGUGUUUGAGGAUCGCCAUGUGCAGGCAAUUGGCAUGGUUAAGACUCUUCCCCAUCCGAUGGCGGGCGAAGUGAAACUUGUAGGCCCACCGGUAGUGUACGGGGAAGCCAAGAAUGAAAUUACAUCCAUUCCACCACAGCUCGGUCAGCAUACGGACGAGGUGCUUCGUAAUUUGCUUGGUUAUGGAGACGCCGAAAUGGAACGAUUGCGGGAUGCAAAAAUUAUACAAUAAACAGAUAAUCUUUUUUUUA
Molecule: messenger RNA, 1410 nt
Organism: Anopheles funestus (African malaria mosquito)
Lineage: Eukaryota; Metazoa; Arthropoda; Insecta; Diptera; Culicidae
Product: succinate--hydroxymethylglutarate CoA-transferase
Exons: 1
Coding region: 102-1391 (429 amino acids)
Molecular function (GO): catalytic activity
Source: RefSeq, a predicted model, not a curated record